GAGAGGAAGAGGAGCCAUUAGAUAGUGGGUUUUUCAGGAAGGGAAAGCAUCUGAAUCGGGUUGGGUUUUAGGGCAAAUCCAGACCCAAAUUAUUCAUCUCCCCUAAUCUUAGCCGUUCACAUCAAUAAAAACACAUGCAAUCAGAUUAAGGGGGAAUUGCACCUUGAGGGUAUUGUAGAUGAUCUAAAUCUGUUCACUCAUGGCCUCAGAAAAACUCAAUCCUUUAAAAUUAUUUGAAAAUGAUUUGCCAUUACUAGAGAUGUCAUUGUUUAUGUUUCAAAUAGCAAGAUUUUCCAUUACUAAAAGAAGAGGGUCAACAUUUUUUUUCUUUUUUUUUUUGAAUAUUUUCUUCUUUUUUCAUUUCUUGAUAACCAAACAUAGCCUCACAUUUGAACAAGGAAAAUCAAUGAAGAGAUUCCAAUGAAGAAACCGCAUCUCCAGGUUGGGGUUACGGAAGCUAACCAUCGAAGAAGUUCAGAAGAUGCCGUGGUCGGAGCUCAAAGCCGAGAUUCAGUGCUGGAUCAUGGUAGAGGGGUAGGGAAAGGAAGGAGACGAGGGAAACCGAGAGAGGCGAGUAAUUGCAUUUUAUUGCUUUUACCUACCAUUUGUCAUUUGCCGUUGGUGUCUCUUCUCCUCUACGUGGGCUCUGACUUUUUAAGUGAUUUCUUCUGUAAUUCUGAUUUCUGAGUGUUCUAUAGCAAUUGAAAAAUGUGAAGGCGAACUAUAAGUCUUGGCGUUUCAGGUUUGAUUCUGCUGUUACAUUUUCCCUUCUUAUUUCUACUCUAUUUGUCUUCUUCACUCUGCUCUUCUCCCUUGUUUUAUUUUAUUUUAUUUUGGGCAUUGGAGCUCCAAAUAGUUGCAGAACGUCCAUUGAUUUGGACCCUUUGGUCCAUUUUGGAUCCUUUCACUGUAUGACGGGGAGAUGCGAAAAAUUGAAGAGGAUUGUGUGGGUUUUAGGGUGGGAGUUACCCCAAACAACAGGGUAGUCUACACCAUCCACCUUCGUCGAAUGCUUGAUACAUUAAUUCGUUAGAACAACCAUUAAAAUUGUGAACUCCCAGGCAGACAAGUUUAUAAAACUGUUAGGUCAGAUCCAUUGUCUGACCUAACAGUAUCUGGGUGGUGGAAACCAUCAAAAUAAAACUGUUUUAAGUCAGAUGUUUGAACCCACGCCAAGAACCUUCUAUUACUUGGCUGAACUCCCUGGCAGUCAAGUAAUAGAAUUGUGGACUCAAAUUUCACCUCCAUACUCUUAUAUGUUGCUACCUUUUGCUGGAUAUGCUGGGAUUAAAUCCAAGUUUGCCUUGUUACAGUGCAGGCAGUGAGCAUUUUUGUGGGCUUUUAGUCUCAGUCCCUGUAAAUGAACGUCUAUUGUGUGUAUUAAAUUGAAGUAUCCCCUACUUAUUAAAAAUAAAAAUUAAUUAUCUCCUUUCGUAUGAAUGCUAUUGCUUCAUGAAUUAUAUUGUGUAUAUUGAGUUGAAUAGAUCUCUGUUCAUAUGAAUGAUUCACUCUAUGAAUUAGUUUUCCACCCACCAAGAAAAUUUAAAAAGAUUCAAAAUGCACGCCCAUCCUCUAAUUUUCUAUCUACUGUGCUGCUUCUUUUUAUUUUAGUUUAGGCCCUUUCAAUUUAACCCUGUGAUGAAACUGAUUGAGAGAUGUUCUGUGCCAAUUGGAAUUUCGUGGAACAUCUAAGUAAUUGAUUCUGUUUGUUUUUUUUGCUUAUGAUAAUUGGCGAAUAGAAUUGCCCAUGUACAAGUGUUGCAAUUUUUCUUUUAAAUUUGUAUUUUACUGCAGGCGACAAGAAAUAAGUGUACCUCCCCGACUUCCACAACAUUGUGGAAAAUCCAAUUUGGUUGCUAUAAGAGAUUAUCAUUUUUUUUCAAUGGCAAAACGAAGAGCUAAGAAAAAUGUGCCAAAAACAUCUACAAAACUUGCCAAAAAUCUAAAUGAUGCACACGAAGAGCCUCAAGCUAAGAUGCAACAAGAUGCAUUAAGAGAUCAUGAAGUUGAACGUCAAAUUGCUGCUACUAGGGCAAUUCAUGAUUUGGAGACUGAACUUCUUCUAACAGGGUUGAGAUUGCUCCGCUCAAAUUUCAAAGAGGAACAACUACAAACCCCUGUACUACAGUUUUUCAAGGAAAAUUUACCUAACCUGUCAGUGGUAAGAAUUGAAAAGGAGGGACAGUUUGAAGUGGAAUGGAAGGAUAAAGAUGGGAACUUGUCCAUGAGCCACACAGAUGAAAGAAACUUACAUGCACAUCUGUCUUACAAUGGAUGUCCAUGGCUUAUCCGGAUUGUCCUGGUGGAGAUAUAUUUGAUUGCCUGCAGUGAAAACAAACCUUUUGGAUCAUGCAAACGUGCAGAUUCCAGACUCUAUUCUGGAGGAGCAGUCAGAUACUCAAAUGCUUGGGUUACAAGAUGCCUUCCAAACUCCUGGGUGAGUAACCACAGGUUAUCGGUUGGCAUGACCACUAAAACUCUAAGGUUACCAAAGCAUGGUGAGAUGCUUUUAUCUGUGCGUGGCUUACCUCUUGGAGUGUACAAGGAAGAUGACAUGGAAGCCAUACAUGAAUCAUAAGAGGGUUGACUGGUUCAAAGUUGUUUCAGUUAGAUGGCUCUAAGAUUUGGAUUGCUCGUCAUCUCAAGCUGGUCUUGAGGAUCCUCACUCCAUUGCGCUGUAACUUAAUGAGAGAUUGUAAAGUUGUACUUUUUCUCAUAGAUCAGUAACUCCAUACAAAGACAUCCUCACUCCAUCGUUGGACUAAGUGGGAAAAUGUAAAGUUGUACUUUUUUUCAUGAAUCACUGACUCCAUUCAAAGAUAUCACAGAAAUUUAAUUUCACAUAUAAAGUGUGAAAGGAAAA
Messenger RNA from Macadamia integrifolia, 2863 nucleotides. RefSeq lists its product as uncharacterized. Bases 1748 to 2578 code for a protein of 276 amino acids. The transcript is spliced from 6 exons. The record is from RefSeq and is a predicted model, not a curated record. NCBI's taxonomy places the organism in Eukaryota, Viridiplantae, Streptophyta, Magnoliopsida, Proteales, Proteaceae.